GAGCACGGAGCCAGCCCAGCCUCUGACCGUCGUGGUGACAGCCACUCACUGAAGGACUAAACUUUUUGGGAGUCUCCUCAUCCGGCCGUGCUGACUGGCAAGUUAUUGUUGGUUUUGAGGGAAUGCAUCUAUCCUCUGUUUGCUCUAUAACUGGUUUUGAGGACACAUUGAGGAAAGGAUCCACACGAAUGGGAAUGCGGCAGCGCCAAACUCUCACAAUGCGGCCAGAGUGAAGGGGCAGAACACAAUACCAUUCCACGGGCUGUGGGGUUACUCGCUACAAUCUUUCAGUGCGGUAUGCUUCCAGACGAAAUAUUAUAGUUACUAGUUAACCCAGUAUUGCGACGGCUAGUGUUUUUUGAGUAGAAGAACCAGCCAUGACGUCUCCGGCCAAAUUCCGAAAGGACAAGGAGAUCGUAGCCGAAUAUGAGACUCAAGUUAAAGAGAUCCGUGCCCAGCUGGUGGAGCAGUUGAAGUGUCUGGACCAGCAGUGUGAGCUGAGGGUGCAGCUGCUGCAGGACCUGCAGGACUUCUUCAGGAGGAAGGCAGAGGUAGAGAUGGACUACAGCCGCAACCUGGAGAAACUGGCCGAGAGGUUCCUUACGAAGACACGCAGCAUCAAGGACCACCAGCUCAAGUAAGACAGGCACACACACACACACACACAAACGACAUGCACGAAUGACAUACACGCAUGCGUGCACAUGGACAAAUGAAUGCAUCACACACAUGUGUGCACACGCAUGCACAGACGCAUGCACACACACAAAGACACAAACACACACUCUACCACUCUUGUCUGUGCUGUAAAUCCAAUGUUGCAUAAGCAGCUUCGGGAGAUAUGAGCUAAGUGAUAGCAUCUGGAGAGGGUUUCACUACAGACAGACAGACAGACAGACAGACAGACAGACAGA
Messenger RNA from Coregonus clupeaformis (lake whitefish), 914 nucleotides. Its product is annotated as SLIT-ROBO Rho GTPase-activating protein 2C-like. Gene Ontology annotation, biological process: negative regulation of cell migration. NCBI's taxonomy places the organism in Eukaryota, Metazoa, Chordata, Actinopteri, Salmoniformes, Salmonidae. The transcript has 2 exons. Bases 378 to 641 code for a protein of 87 amino acids. Gene Ontology annotation, cellular component: cytoplasm. The record is from RefSeq and is a predicted model, not a curated record.